AUGCUUGUCGCAUUGAUCGGCAUCCCUAAAACGGCAAUAACAACAACAGCAGUGACCACAACAACGGCAACAACAACAACCUCAACCACGAAAACAACAACUUCAACGACGACAACAACAACCUCAACGACGAAAACAACAACCUCAACGACAACAACAACAACCUCCACGACGAAAACAACAACCUCAACGACGACAACAACAACUACUACUGUGAUUGGUCUUUUAGGUGGCUCAACUACAGUAGGCACUCAGCUUGUUACUAAUUAUAUUAAUAAUGGAAGCGGUGUAAUUCCAUACACUCAAUUGUGGUUUUUCGAUCCAAAUGGAACUGUUCGAAACGCGGCUGCUGGAUUGGUGAUUCAGAUCAGUGGUGGUAUUUCCGGAACGAAUCUCGUUCUAGGGACAAAUAUCGUGGCACAAAAUCAAAUAUGGUUAUUUAGUGGCGUAACGAUGUCUUGUCCAGCUGCAAGUAAAGUUAUGGAUAUCCCAGCAAGCAAUGCAGCUCCUAAUACAUAUGUUAUUGCUUGGUCUUCGAGUGGUGGUACUAAUCAAAAAUGGACCAGAAUCCUAUAUACAUGUUGA
This is a messenger RNA of Rotaria sordida, 585 nucleotides long. Lineage: Eukaryota; Metazoa; Rotifera; Eurotatoria; Philodinida; Philodinidae. The record is from the annotation of a GenBank genome assembly.